CCCAAUGAUACACGCGCCGUCGGAAAAGGGUGACCCAAAUGGCACGAGCUCUAGCUCCGCGUUCCAGACGGAACUCUAGUAGCAGCUAUCGUUCCGUCUGGAACGCUAGCCACACCGUACGUCCAAAUCGCCGCCUUCCCUAGGUUCACAGGGGCGAGAGAGGAGGGUGGGGGAGAAGGUUAGGCAUAUCCAUUUCAGUGCUCUGUCUGGACGUAACGCUAGCCACAGCGUUGGACGUAACGCUAGACACCUCUUUUUUUUUUACUUUUUUUUUGUAGGGCAUUUGACAAUAUUUACAGUAAGCUCUCCACGUCGUGCGUAUGGCCAUUUCCGGUCAACGUGCACGAGCUCGUGCCUAUAGCCUUUACUCUUCAUUGAAUAGGACUGAUUUGAGCCAGCACAUAUGAGAACUGAAAAGAAGCUAAGUGCCUCUGGAGCUGAUUUACUAACUAUAUAAAAAUAUUUUUGGGUUAGAUAUAUGUGAAGCUAGUCCAUGCGCAUACAUUUUACAGAUGCUGGAUUUGGUAUUUGAAGAAUACACUGACCUUGCUGCGGACGACGAAAUACAUGACAUGGCUAAAAUCACUCUCCUGCCCAUUGUAACUGUCCCAGAGGGUGGGCCAGGCUCAUCUUCCACUCAGGCCUUCGUGUUCAGACGACGAUGGGAACACCUUCAUUUUCCCCAAGCUUGGAGCUCUCCAUGAUACGAUCAUCUCUGGCAAACCUCUGACAUCUUCAUCAUUCCGAAAGAUUGUGGAGCUCCUCUUUCGUGCAAUGGUGAACAUAACAGUGUUCCCAUCUCAGCACUUUUACUCCAAGGUCACUCAGCUACUAACUGACAAGUACCCUCAGCUCCAAGAUGUUAUAGGAACUGGAUCAGACUCGUGGAGAGUAGCACUGCGGUACAAGUUCAAAAAUGAAAGACGUCGCCUUUCAGACGACGUCCGGGUUGCUGAAAACCGUGCAAAAUUUGGAUCAAAAAGACCAAAUGAUGGAGGUGCAGCCACACAGCUGAAGCGGCAAAAAAAGAUUAAGCUGAACAUCACUGCUUCGGCUUUGGCUGGAGAGGACGAAGCCAGCCUGAUCGCCCAUGAGGAAUGGCUUAUACGAGAAGGACGAAAGGCAGCUCCUGAUGAAAAAGGAAUCCAUGAAAGGAUGACUCUCACUGCGAGGAAGAGGCUCUCUGACAUGGCACAAAUGGGCAUUGAUGCUGUUAGGACAAGGUACCCAUACCUGAUGGACUCUCAGCGAUUCGCUAAAGAUUUCGAGAGGCUCACGAAGAUGAACCUGGCCGACAAAGUCGCAAAAGGGAUUGACAAGAUCGUUCUGUUGGCCACAAAGAAGGCGAUCGACUGCCAGGAGCAUGUCCUACUUACACUGCAAGCAGCACCGCACAUGGAUCUGGGGAGGCUCAGGACACGGCACAUCCUGACUGUUGCAACUCUGCGCAUUUUGGCACUGAACGUCAAGGAGUCAACAUCACUGCCCCUAAUGUUCGUGCAAGAAGAUGAUGAAAACAUCCCACCGACACCGUGUGUCCUGUACAGCGGGCAAGACUUAGAGGAUGCAGACUUCUUUCACCUGGUUGUUGAUCGUGAGAGGUUGUUCUCCGUUCCAAAUGCCGAGGAGGGGCUGUGUAUGUUGUUGGCAGCCUAUUGGUUGUUCAGUAUACAAUAUGAACGGAAGGCCUUCAACAUGCUCGUCACUCUGGAGAGGCUUUUUCUCGGCAUGAGCCACACAACUCCAAGGGCAGUGGUAAUUAAAUUUUCAAACAAAGUUUGCAGGCACGUGCAUGGUUGAAGCAAUGAUUUGUGCUUCAACCACACGCGCAUUAACUGCUUCGUUACGGUUCAGUUUGAGCUUUUUCUUUUUUUUUUUUUUUUUUUUUUUUUACGGUGUUAGUUUGCAGGCUCUGUAAAAAUGGAUGUCCACCCACGGGACAGUGGGGCUUUACAGUUCAAGUAAGGAAAAUGAACACAUAUUUUAUUCAACAUUUUAUAAGUUAAUUUUUACAAAAUAGGUUUUGGGAAGAAUAGCAAAA
Ixodes scapularis (black-legged tick) is the source of this 2041-nucleotide messenger RNA. RefSeq names its product sterile alpha motif domain-containing protein 3-like. The transcript is spliced from 8 exons. The coding region runs from base 775 to 1800 and encodes 341 amino acids. The record is from RefSeq and is a predicted model, not a curated record. Lineage: Eukaryota; Metazoa; Arthropoda; Arachnida; Ixodida; Ixodidae.